Molecule: messenger RNA, 909 nt
Organism: Nycticebus coucang (slow loris)
Lineage: Eukaryota; Metazoa; Chordata; Mammalia; Primates; Lorisidae
Product: reticulophagy regulator 2-like
Exons: 6
Coding region: 7-909 (300 amino acids)
Source: RefSeq, a predicted model, not a curated record
AGAAUUAUGAUUUCCUACAUUGUCUUGCUGAGUAUCCUGCUGUGGCCCCUGGUGGUUUAUCAUGAGCUAAUCCAGUGGAUGUACACUCGCCUCAAGCCCCUGCUUAUGCAGCUGGACUACAGCACGAAGGCGGAUGCUGCUGUGUUGCCUCACAAACACAAGAAGCAGCAAGGAAAAAACAAACCUCCAGGUGAUGAGCCAGGGGCAGAGACAGAAAGUGAAAGCGAGGCCGAGCUGGCUGGCUUCUCCCUGGUGGUGGAUGUGAAGAAAACAGCACUGGCAUUGGCCAUUACAGACUCAGAGCUGUCAGAGGAGGAGGCUUCUAUCUUAGAGAGUUGUGGCUUCUCUCUACCCCGGACCGCAACUCCUCAACUGACUGUCUCUGAGGAUUUGGACCAGCAGAGUGAGCCAGAGGAGCCCCUGAGCUGUGAGCUGGGGAAGAGAGAGGAGGCAGAGGUGGUACCUCCUGAGGACCUACUGGGCACCUCUUGGACCUUGUCAAAUCAAGCCCUGGACUCAGAGGAAGAAGAUGUGGCAGCUAAGGAAACCUUGCUUUGGCUCUCAUCCCCCCUUCAUUUUGUGAACACUCACUUCGAUGGGGCAGGAUCCUCCCCAGAUGGAGUGAAGUGCUCCCCUGAAGGACAAGUGGAGAUGUUCAGCCCUAAGCGGGACUUACCCCAGCUUCUGCCUGACCCUGAGGAAGAAGAGGGAUUCACCACUGAGGACUUUGAGUUGCUGGAUCAGGGGGAGCUGGAGCAGCUGAAUGCAGAGUUGGGCUUGGGGCCAGAGACACCCCCAAGACGCCCUAAUGCUCCAUCCCUGGGGCCUGACAAUCAUUCUCUGGUACAGUCAGACCAAGGGGCUCAGGGGGGCAGAGCCAUAAGCCAUGGGAUGGAGCUGCAGGCAUAG